Acipenser ruthenus (sterlet) is the source of this 5955-nucleotide messenger RNA. RefSeq names its product ankyrin repeat domain-containing protein 27. Lineage: Eukaryota; Metazoa; Chordata; Actinopteri; Acipenseriformes; Acipenseridae. The record is from RefSeq and is a predicted model, not a curated record. Gene Ontology annotation, cellular component: plasma membrane; late endosome; early endosome. The coding region runs from base 206 to 3622 and encodes 1138 amino acids. The transcript has 29 exons. Gene Ontology annotation, biological process: neuron projection morphogenesis; early endosome to late endosome transport. Gene Ontology annotation, molecular function: guanyl-nucleotide exchange factor activity; SNARE binding.
CGCCAGUUUGGAGGUGUUUGGUUAGAUCUGUCAUUCACUCAAAACAUAAUCCCCGCCCUUCGCCAAACUAGGCUAGGCAGACCGGUAGUGCUGACUGUGAGAUCGAUUGGGUGUAUGUAUACAAACUGGUCGAGUUUUGCUAAGAAGUUGGAAUUGGCGAUGUUUUCCUGAGGUUCUUAAACUGGUACGACGGUCCUAGUUCCACAUGGCUACGUAUGAUGAGGACAUUCUGAAAAACCCUUUCUAUCUUGCAUUUGAAAAACAGCGCCCAGAUCUAUGCAGUGAAGUAGCGGAAUCCCAUGGUAUUGUCCUAGUACCUUGUAGAGGCAGCCUGACCAGUGACAGCUACCCAUCAGCCCAGUUUGAAGCCUAUGUACUGAAGCCUGUGGAUGGAGGUUAUCAGACUCUAAAUGGAAAGGAAGUCUGUAUUCAAGACAGCUUGAUAAAACUGGGAGCAGGCUUUACCACUACAUGCACAGUUCCCAUUCUUUUUGAAGAAACCUUCUACAAUGAAAAGGAACAGAGCUAUAGCAUUCUAUGUGUAGCUCGGCCCAUUGAGUUAUGUGCAGUUGAACCAGCCCCACCGUUAGUAACUUAUUGCUUAAAGAAUGUGGAAGAUGUCAAGGAGUUCUUGGGUAGGCACACAGAAAAACUGGACAAGUUCAUUACAGCCUUCCGUGGAACAUUCAAAGAGCACGAAAGAAAAGGCUUACGACAUCACAUAGAUCUCGUGAAUGCACUUUACACAAAAUGUCUUCAGUGUUUGCUGAGAGACUCCCGGCUAAAAGUGCUUGCUAAACAGGAGCUUCAAAUGAACUUGAUUAAGCAGUCUGUUGAAAUGUACAUACACCAUGGCAUCUAUGAUUUAAUAUUUAAGUAUGUUGGAACCAUUGAAGCUAGUCAGGAUGCCGCAUUUAACAAAACUACAAGAAGUCUACAAGACCUCCAAAAAAAAGAAUUGGGUGUCAAGUCAGAAUACAGCAUCAAUAUACCUCGUGCCAAACGUGAGCUGAGUCAGCUGAACCGCUGCACCUCCCCACAGCACAAGCUCACCUGCCUUAGGAAGGUAGUGAACACCAUCAUGCAGACGCCAAGCCAAAGAGUUAACAUUGAGGGCAUGUGUGCCGAUGAUCUUCUGUCUGUCCUCUUGUAUCUGCUGGUGAAGACAGAAAUACCCAACUGGAUGGCCAAUCUUAGUUACAUUAAGAACUUUCGAUUUUGCAACUCCUCGAAAGAUGAUCUUGGGUACUGUCUCACCUCAUUUGAGGCUGCAGUGGAGUUCAUCCGCCAAGGCAACCUCUCCAUUGGACACAUGGUGUCAGGAAAUGUAAAUAACAACUUGUUCUUCAGACAGAAAAUGAAUCUGCUGUCUCAGAACGCUGCAACCGCGAUUGACUGUCUGUUUGAGCACAUCGCCAGUGGUAAUGAGAGCGAAGUGGAAAAGCUGUUGAGUGAGGGAGAAAACGAAGAGGAAAAUAUCCCAAUGUGCCAUCCCCUGUGCUCCUGCGACAGCUGUGAGAAGCAAUUAUCUGGCAGAUUGAAUGACCCGUCCAUUGUCACUCCAUUCUCUAGAGAUGAUCGAGGAUACACUCCUCUCCAUAUUGCUGCUAUCUGUGGUCAGUCAUCAUUAAUAGAUCUGCUGGUUUCAAAGGGAGCUGUUGUGAACGCAACAGACUAUCAUGCUUUAACUCCACUCCACCUGUCCUGCCAAAAAGGGUUCCAAAGUGGGACAUUGCUGCUGUUACACUACAAAGCCAGCACCAACAUGCAGGAUAUCAAUGGCAACACUCCGCUCCAUUUGGCCUGCAUGUACGGGCAUGAAGAUUGCGUGAAGGCACUGGUGUACUAUGAUGUACACUCCUGCAGACUGGACAUUCAGAAUGAUAAAGGAGACACUCCCCUCCACAUUGCAGCUCGCUGGGGCUAUGAAGGAGUCAUUGAGGUGCUGCUGGAGAAUGGAGCCAGUACUGAUAUUCCCAACAAGGCAAAGGAGACUCCAUUUCAAUGUGCGCUCAACUCCAAGAUUUUAGCAUUACUGGAAUUGACCUACAGUGGAUUUGGACAGAGUGCUAGUGAGUCUCCUGGAAGAUCUCCUCAGCGCUCCACAGAUACAUGCAGUCGGAGAUCGUCCAUGUCAAGUGCGUCCUCGCUGUCCACAGACAUCAAGCACGAAAACGAGAAAGGAAAACGCAAGGAGGUGGAGAAACUGCUGAGGGCUAUUGCUGACGGAGAUGUGGAGAUGGUGCGUUACCUGUUGGAAUGGCUGGAUCAUUAUACUGAGGAGGAUGAUGAGGAUGAGGAUGAUGAUGAUGAUGAUGAUGAUGAUGAUGAGGUGGCGGUGGAGGUGGUGGAGGAGGCUGGCCCGGGGCUGAAGUCCAAGUUCUGUCACCCGCUGUGCCAGUGCCCAGAGUGUGAACCCGCACAGAAGCUGGCCAGUGUGCGGGUGAGUGGUGUGGGAGUGAACAUCAGUAACCAGGACGGCUUCACUCCCCUGCAUGUGGCUGCUCUUCAUGGACACGCUCCCUUGGUCUCCUUGCUCAUUGGGAAUGGAGCCAAUAUCAACGCUCAGAACACUCAAAGUGCCACGCCACUGCACCUGGCCUGCCAGAACAGCCACCUGCAGGUGGUGACAUCCUUACUUGAAUGCAAUGCUAAAUUAAACAAGAAGGACCACUUUGGAAAUACACCCUUGAUUCAUGCGUGCCUGAGGGGACACCUGGAGACAGCCAUGGUGUUGCUGGAGAGUGGAGCGUCACUUAAUGUUGCCAACAAUCAAGGGAACACAGCUCUGCACGAGGCAGUGAAGGGGAGCCACCGCCCCCUGGUGGAGCAGCUGCUGCAGUGCGGGGCGUCGCUGCAGGUGAGGAACAAGCGGCUGCGCACUCCACUAGACUGCGCCGAGGAGAUGCCUGGCAGGCAGAACACUGAGAUUCUGAGGAUUCUGCAGAAAGCUCCCGGGUGCACAGUAGUUGAUGGCACACCGACACUCAAAACACCUGCAAAAGAAAUAUCUGUGGAAGUGCGGAAAUCUCCAGCUUCUGGGAAGCAACUUAAAGCAGUUGACGACCCCAGCAGAAGACUUGUCCAGUCAAUUAAUGGAACACAUUUUAGGAAAGCAAUCGCAAGAGACAAACGUGUUCCCAGCGUCGACACCGCUCUGCUUCAUCAGCUGGCAAUAAAGAAGUCUGAGAAAACCAAGCUGAGACGUGCCGAGACUAUAGAUCAACCGUUUACAGCGACCACUAAAGGGGGAGCGACACGAAACACUAAGGUUGUCAGUGCUCGGACUAAAACCCUGAGUCGCAGCCACACGGCCACUGAGGAACGCAUGCCUGACUGCGCGGGGGAAAACUGCGUGGAGCCAGAAGACUUCUUUGACUCUCCGCAUAAAGUCAACGGACACGCAAGCACAUGCGACCGCACACACAAUACAAACCAGAGAAUGAACUGUGCUGAAAUAAAUCCACGGGAAAUGAAAGAACUAACUCUGAAAAGCGAGCCGGGGAGCUUUUCUGAAGAAGACUCUAGUGAGGAGCAGUCCUCCUCGUCCCUUGCUAGCCUUGUCUCUCAGCAAGUCUGUAAUACAGAGCAGGCAGUAGAUCACCAAGGGACAGGCCACUAAACAACAGGAACGCCACUGUAUUUGACCCAGCAAGCAAACUACCUUUUAAAGUCAAGGUCUAGAUAGUGAAUUUUCAAUAGGUAAUUAAGCGUCAAUUUCAUGAGCCUAAUCACAAUGCUUCAAGUGGCUAUAGCCAACACAAUAAUUCCAUAAAUGAAAGUUGUACAAUUCAGGUCUCCACGUCAUGUCAGUUUUAAAAGAAACUUGUGUUCUGGAAGCAUGUAUUUUAAUUAAAAAAAAUAAUAUCUGGUAAUCUACUAGGCUAAAGGGAAUGUUUUCAGGCUUUUUAAGCGAGUCUUUCCUUGGUCAUUUCACCUGGAGCGUAUCCCCCACCCCUUUUAAAUACUUUAUUCCUGUCAUUAACCAACCAGGUGUUUGCCCUAAUGACUGACAUGUUUGACCCAGAAGGAAAUGAAGCACUACCUGAAAGCAAGAUGUGCAACGUUUUUAGUUUACCAGAUAUAUAUUUUGUUGACCAUGAAAAUACAUGUUGGAUAUAUUUCUCUAUUAGAGAACUACUUUCAUAUAUGAAGUGUCUAUAUGAAAAUAGAUCAUACAAAAAUGAUGUAUACCUUGAGACAGGUUGUGGUGUGCUGGUGAGUGGAGUUAUUUUUCUGCAGAGGUCUGCAGUGUUGAAAGUUUUGAUCAAUUAUUAAAGUUUGAUAUUAAUUUAACCAAAGUCUUGAAAAGGUUAGGAUGAAUACCAUAUUGUAUUUAAUUAAUCAAAACCAACUCAUAUAGUCAGUAUGGCUGUAUGUGUCUUGUAUAAAGAAGUCGUUUGGCUAAGCAAGUUCUGGAAUAAUAAAACGUAUUUAAUUAAUUGCAUUUUUUUUUUUUUUUUUAAGAAAUUGGUGAAAUAUAAAUUGUGUACAACUCAAAGCACUUUUUCGUCUUAAUAUCAAGCCUCAGAAAAGGGACGGUCAUAUUCCUAGUGUGGGAUCAUGAUAAUCUUUCUGGCCAUUGCUUCCUGCACCGGCAAUAGGAUUGGUGCUACUAUGUAAAAAAGAGAAAAUAAUUUGUUGAAUUUAUUGGGCUAAAAUGUAGAAAAUGUACAGGGGUUGUAGAAAAAAAGAAAAAAAAGUUUUCCUUUUUAAUCAAUUAUCACAAAUGGUGUCACAAUUCUAUUUUAUCCUUAAACAAACUCACAUUAUAGGCAUUUCAUAUGUCUAUUAAUAAUAGGAAUAUUAAAAAUGCUCAUCUAUAAGCAUUAACAUAGUCACCCAAUCUAUUUAGUUGCAUCUCCAAUUUUAGAGGCUACUCUGUGGAAUCCUGCAGAUUAAAAAUAAAGAGAACUGAUUGGAUCCGAUAUUCACAGCACAAUUCUUAAUUCGGUGAAAGGGUGAUUUUGAAAUGAUUUAUAAAAAAAUAAAAUAAAAAUUCAAAUGUGAUUAAUCAAACAGGUCUUUAACAGCCCUUGUGAAUGGGGCCCCAGUAGUUCAAGUGUGUUUUUAAAAGAAUGUCUUCUAAAGCAACACCUGCAAAGUAAUGCCUUUAUUUUACCCGCUCCUGUCGUAUCUGAAUUCUGGGGUCUCAAAAGCUUACAGUGACUUGCAAGAUCCAACUUGGAUUUAACAUUUUUAGCAAAAAUAGUAUUGUGCCUCGUUUUCAGUCCUGCGCCUCGUUUUCAGUCCUGCUUCCAGGUUCGUUGCCAGUGUGGCACAUUGGCAUACACAGUAAAGUGAUGCAACACCCCUGCUUAGAUAGUGAAAAUGCUAAAUCCUUCACAAUGUUACUGCUAUACUGAAUGUGCAAUCAUAGCAUUCUGUGAAUUAUACACUUGGAUUACUGGAUUAAAAGAUGCAGUUUGAUUUUGUUCUUAGUGUCCUGCCUUUUUGCUAUGAAAAAUACUUUCCACCAGCUCUUAGUUUGAUUCUCUGUACAUAUAUAAAAAAAAAAGGUAGAUUUUAUUAACACAUAUUUUUUUACACUUCUGCUUAGGUGUUUAUUUGUCUUUUUUUUUCUUUUCUUUUGGGGGAAACUAAUUGUUCUUAUGCAGUGAAUGUGCCUUAUUUAAUUUGUGCCAAAUUAUUAAAAUGGAUAUAAUUAAAUUAAAUGAAAAUGUAGUGAUCAUUUUGCUUUUGUAUCAUUUUGCAAUUGUUUAAAACUAAUCAUGGCUGUGUACGAGUAGGACGAGAGGCCAUUUAUCGAAUCAAGAGUAUGUUUAGAAAAGAAGGUUACUGUAGGAAGCACUUUGUUACACAGAUAGUUAUAAUGUAUAUCAUUUUGUUGUUAAUUCGGUGGUUAGAAUGCAGCAAUAGGCCACAAUUGUUAUGUUUUUUUGUGUGGUCUUCACAUAACCAAAACAGCAAUUAAAAGUACUGUGAAACACCUGG